Molecule: messenger RNA, 916 nt
Organism: Zingiber officinale
Lineage: Eukaryota; Viridiplantae; Streptophyta; Magnoliopsida; Zingiberales; Zingiberaceae
Product: CCR4-NOT transcription complex subunit 11-like
Exons: 7
Coding region: 146-829 (227 amino acids)
Biological process (GO): negative regulation of translation; mRNA catabolic process
Cellular component (GO): CCR4-NOT complex
Source: RefSeq, a predicted model, not a curated record
ACAACAUAUCCCUCCCCUUGAUAUAUAUAAGAAGUUUCCUAGGAGCCUUGUGGUAAUAUUGCUCUGUUUCAGGCCAAAGCUUUCCGCUGCAGGAACAAAACCAAGAAUUGGUUCUGAUGAUAGAGGCAAUGCAAUAUUAGGUUUAAUGCAAAACUUGUCUGUUGAAGGAUUGGGUCCACAAUGGAUAAGGCCUGCACCACCGAUGCUCCCAGUGUUAGAUGGAGAACUUAUAUGGCUCAAUCCUGACAGCAAUCAUGAGCUUUUGUGGGAUUAUGGCAUGUGUGCUGACACCAGUCGAGGGGCUGUAGUAAGAGAUUUGAUUGCUAAAGCAUUAAAAGGCCCACUUGCACCUGCCCAACAAGAGCAAUUUGUGUUAGAACUUGCAAAGGAUGUGAAACUCGUCUAUCAUUGUGGACUUACUCCUUCAAAGCUACCGGAUCUUGUUGAGCACAACCCACUUAUAGCUGUUGAAGUUCUUUCAAAGUUGAUGAAUUCUCCUGAAAUUUCAGAGUAUUUCAUUGUUCUUGUGAAUAUGGAAAUGAGUCUAUACUCAAUGGAAGUAGUCAACAGACUGACAACUACAGUUAAUCUACCAACUGAGUUUGUACACAUGUACAUCACUAACUGUAUAGCAUCAUGUGAAAACAUAAAGGACAAGUACAUGAAAAACAGACGGGUGAGGUUGGUUUGUGUCUUUCUGCAAAGUUUUAUCAGAAACAAGAUAAUCAACGUUCGUGAUCUCUUCAUAGAAGUCCAGGCCUUCUGCAUUGAGUUCUCGCGCAUCAGGGAGGUUGCUGGCCUGUUCAGACUUCUCAAGACUUUGGAGUGAUCAUACAAAUUCAAAUGUUGCUUUCUCCCCAUUUUGUACAUCCUGCCCAACACAUUCUUGCCGAGUGUUUUGUGUUUUCUUCUUUCG